Molecule: messenger RNA, 2625 nt
Organism: Anolis carolinensis (green anole)
Lineage: Eukaryota; Metazoa; Chordata; Lepidosauria; Squamata; Anolidae
Product: gastrula zinc finger protein XlCGF57.1
Exons: 2
Coding region: 345-2210 (621 amino acids)
Biological process (GO): regulation of transcription by RNA polymerase II
Cellular component (GO): nucleus
Molecular function (GO): RNA polymerase II cis-regulatory region sequence-specific DNA binding; DNA-binding transcription factor activity, RNA polymerase II-specific
Source: RefSeq, a predicted model, not a curated record
GGCGGGGCCUCUGGUCCAUUUGAGGGAGGGGCAACGCUGCAUCCGGGCGGACACACUCACACAUCAGGGCUUUUGUGGGGCCGAGUUCCUCUGGGAGCAAAGGCGGCGAGAAGGAAGGGAAGAAAGGAAGGAGGGAAAGGAGCAGUCUAUGGAGCCACAUUUGUCAUGAAGACAAACAAUUAAUCAUCUAGUGGAUAUUGAAGAAUUUGGAAUUCAAAAGUGCAGUAAGGAAACCAGUCGUAUAGGAAAAAGAAAUGCUCCGAAGGUGCUGAUCUGGCUGAAUUCUUCAGCUCACUCACAGUUCAGGAAACAAAACUCGCUAUCUUGCAUUUUGAAGUACCAACAUGGAGAAAAAAACAUAUACAUGUCUGGAGUGUGGAAAGAACUUUAGCCAGCAGAAACUUCUGCGGUUACAUGAAAGAACUCACACAGGUGAAAAACCCUACACAUGUCAGGAAUGUGGGAAGAGCUUUUCUCAGAGUGCACAUCUACAUACACAUCAAAGAAUUCACACUGGGGAGAAGCCCUAUGAAUGUCAGGAAUGUGGAAAGAGCUUCACUCAGAGGGAAGGUCUACAGUCACAUCAAAGAACUCACACUGGGGAGAAACCCUAUGAAUGUCCGGACUGUGGAAAAAGAUUCACUCAGAGUGGAAAUUUACAGAAACAUCAAAGGAUUCACACAGGGGAGAGACCUUAUAUAUGUCUGGAAUGUGGGGACAGCUUCGCUGGCAAUGGAGAUCUACGUACACAUAAAAGAACUCACACUGGGGAGAAACCCUAUAAAUGCCAGGAGUGUGGAAAGAAUUUUGCGCAUAGUGGAUCUCUCCAUUCACAUCAAAGAAUUCACACCGGGGAGAAACCCUAUGAAUGUCCGGAGUGUGGAAAGAGUUUUACUCAGAGGGGGAGUUUACAGAAACAUCUACGGAUUCAUACUGGGGAGAAACCCUAUGAAUGUCUGGAGUGUGGAAAAACAUUCACUCAGAAAGUUACUUUGCAGACACAUCAAAGGAUUCACACUGGGGAGAAACCCUAUAUAUGUGUGGAAUGUGGAGACAGCUUCGCUGUCAUUGGACAUCUACGUAAGCAUAAAAGAACUCAUACAGCGGAGAAACCCUUUAAAUGCCAGGAGUGUGGAAAGAGCUUCACUCACAGUGAAGGUCUACAUAAGCAUUAUAAAACCCACACUGGGCGGAAAGGUUACAAAUGCUUGGAGUGUGGAAAGAGUUUUACUCGGAGUGGACAUCUACGUUCACAUCAGAGAACGCACACUGGGGAUAAACCCUAUACGUGUCUGGAAUGUGGCAACAGCUUCGCUGCCAUUGGAAAUCUACGUAAGCAUAAAAUAACUCACACUGGCGAGAAACCCUUUGAAUGUCUGGAAUGUGGAAAGAUAUUCACUCAUAGUGGAAGUUUACAGAAACAUCAAAGGAUUCACACUGGGGAGAAACCCUAUGAAUGUUCAGAGUGUGGAAAAACAUUCACUCAGAGUGGAAAUUUACAGAAACAUCAAAGGAUUCACACUGGGGAGAAACACUAUACAUGUGUGGAAUGUGGAGACAGCUUCGAUGUCGUUGGAGAUCUGCGUAAGCAUAAAAGAACUCACACUGGGGAAAAGCCCUUUAAAUGCCAGGAGUGUGGAAAGAGCUUCACUCACAAUGAAAGUCUACAUAGGCAUAAAAGAACUCACACUGGGGGGAAACCCUAUAAAUGUCUGGAGUGUGGUAAGAGUUUUACUCGGAGUGGGCAUCUACGUUCACAUCAGAGAACGCACACCGGGGACAAACCCUAUACGUGUCUGGAAUGUGGCAACAGCUUCGCUGCCAUUGGAGAGCUACGUAAGCAUAAAAGAACUCACACUGGCGAGAACCCCUAUGAAUGCCUGGAGUAUGGAAAGAGUUUUACUCAGAGUGGAAAGCUAGGUUCACAUCAGAGAACUCACACUGGGAAGAAACCUCAUGAAUGUCUGGAGCGUGGAAAGGAUUUUAUGUAUAGUGGAAAAUGGCGUUCACCUCUAAGAACUCUCACUGGGGAGAAACCCUUUAAAUGCCAGGAAUGUGGCAAGAGCUUCACUCACAGUGAAAGUCUACGUAGGCAUUAUAGAACCCACACUAUGGGGAAACUGUAUAAAUGCCUGGAGUGUGGAAAGAGUUUUACUCGGAGUGGACAUCUACAUUCACAUCAGAGAACUCACACUAGGAAGAAACUGUAAAUGUCUCGCAUGUGGACAGAGCUUCCCUGAGAGCGGAGAGCUACAUAAACAUAAUAGAACCCAUCUUGAGAAGAAACUCUAUACAGGCAGUCUACAAGUUACUAACAAGUUAGGUUUUAUAGCCUUGUUCCUGAGGUUAAUUUUAAGUGUAACUCCAUCCAAAUGUUAUGUAGAUAGAUUGAUAUGUUUUGUAUGGCAUACUUGAUAGAGUAUAUUGAUUUGGAUUUGAAAUUUUAUGUCUGUUUUUAAUAGAAUUGUUUUGGUGCUGCCUUAUGAUUUAUUAUGUUUACUAUGUUUAACUUUAUUGUGUGGUGUUUUUUGACAAUUAAAUGUUUUUAUGUUCAUGUUGGAAACUGCCCUGAGUCGUCCCGAGGAGAUGGAGUGGUAUAUAAAUAAAGUUUUAUUAUUAUCAUCA